Messenger RNA from Sinocyclocheilus grahami, 1111 nucleotides. Its product is annotated as pleckstrin homology-like domain family B member 1. Bases 271 to 1077 code for a protein of 268 amino acids. NCBI's taxonomy places the organism in Eukaryota, Metazoa, Chordata, Actinopteri, Cypriniformes, Cyprinidae. The record is from RefSeq and is a predicted model, not a curated record. Gene Ontology annotation, biological process: regulation of microtubule cytoskeleton organization. The transcript has 8 exons. Gene Ontology annotation, cellular component: basal cortex.
GGUAAAUUGACCCUGUAUAUUUUUCUCUUUAAGGAAAAGGAGAGACUGUCUGUCUUGGAGAAGAGAUACCAGAGCCUGACUGGUGGAAAGACUUUCUCCAAGCCUGCCAGCACAAAGGAGGAAGUGCUUUACAUCAGUGAACCUGAUCUUUUAGAUGAACUCCCUACCCAGAUUUCUCUGCUCCCCUCGUCUUGUUGUCAAAGAUCCACCCCUCAGAUAUAUUCUAACAGGCCACAGGAGGAGUAUCUCAAACUCUCUGAUGUAUAUAAGAUGUAUGGAAACGGAUGUAUCCCCGCCCAGACUGCCUUCCCUAACGCUCUUUGUCUACCGCUGGCUGUAACAUCAGACACACCUCGUGAGGAGUAUGUGACAGUCAGUCAGUUAAACCAGCUUUUCGGGAUGCCCAAAGUUGACCCCUCCCCCACAUCUUCAGUCCAGUCAUUCCAAGCUAUUGUCGCUGACCCUGUCAACUCCAGCCACACAUCCCAGUGUGACUCCACCCAGUCACUUCAUGUUGAGACCCAGCCUGCAUGGAUUAGGCCUUCAAUCCCCAGGUUAGAUUCAGAGCACUGGUACCAGGAAAUUAUGGCAGCUGGGGAGCCUAGUCAUGCCUCUCCUCCCCCUCUGCCAGCUAAGUGUAUCUCCUCACGUAAACCUAUGCAGAUCUAUAAGCAGGACGGUGAGCUGGGACAGACCAAUGGCACCUUUACACCCCCGCCUUCCAGCAUGACUACAUCAGGAAGAAACACACCCACCAAAAGUCUCCCAGAUCUGUCUCCUGCUUAUUUGGAUUUAGACUCCAAGAGACAGUUGGAUCAACAGGGCAGAGGGCUCUAUACAUGUGAUGAUUCCAGAAUCAGGCCUACGGAUCCUAAACAGAGCCACUGGGGGGCACCACAGGUCUCACACUCCCCUUUCCCACCUUCAGGUGCUCCCAUGGUACACCACUCCAUUCUGCACCACCACGCACCCCCAGCUGGAGAGUCAAUGUAUGACACUCUGAGUUUGGAGAGCUCUGACAGCGUGGAGACCAGCGUAUCUACCGGCAACAACUCUGCCUGUUCACCUGAAAGGUGAGGCAGUUGUCAAGGGAACCCUUCGUUCUACUUCC